This is a messenger RNA of Aureobasidium vineae, 3132 nucleotides long. Lineage: Eukaryota; Fungi; Ascomycota; Dothideomycetes; Dothideales; Saccotheciaceae. The record is from the annotation of a GenBank genome assembly.
AUGACUUCUACUUACGACAACAUUCCCCUCCGUGUUAUCCCUCACGUUGUCGACGAAGUGGCAAGAACAGCCCCUAACACAAAAUGGGUGGAAGUACCGCGAAACAACGACAAUCUGCAAGAAGGUUAUAAGACCCUGACUUUCGGCCAACUAUCACAAGCUGUUAGCAGGAUGGCCCGCUGGAUUGAGAAGACUAUUGGAACUAGCACUUCGAGAGAGACCAUCACCUACAUGGACCGUCAGAACGACAUCAGAUAUAUCUUCGCUAUCAUUGCAUCUCAGAAAACUGGAUACAAAGUUCUGCUUGCCUCAACACGCAAUAGUGAAGAGGGCCAACGUGCUAUCCUCCAGCGUACACAGAGCAAGAAGUUCCUGCACGGACAAAGCAUGCGAGAGGAAGUUCUCGCACUUCAAGAUGAGAGGACGCCCAUCGAAGCUUUCGAGGUUCCUCCCAUGGACUACUUCUUUGAUGGAGAUGAUGUCGAGCACUAUGAGGGUACUGUGAGCAGCGAUCCCAACGAAAUUGUCGCCAUCAUUCAUACCUCCGGCUCAACCGGUAUCCCCAAGCCUAUCUACCUGCGCAAUGGCUAUCUUGCUGUCAUCGACCGUAUUCGAGAGAUUCCCAUCCCAGUAGGCCGUCUAUCGAGAGCACAAAGGUUCGCCGGUCCUGACAGGGCUUUUACUAGUCUACCGUGGUUCCAUGCCAUGGGUUUCUUCAUGGCGCUCAAGUCCAUCUACGCGCAAGGUCCCUUGAUCCUGCCUCCCGUGGGACGCUCUCCCAAUGCUGAUCUUACGCUUGAGAUCCUCCAAGUUGCCAGGCCAGAGUCUGGCUUCUUCCCUCCUGCCAUCUUGGAGGAUGUUGUCGACGCUCCUGAUGGCAUGGAGACACUCUCCAAGUUGGACUUUAUCUUCUUUGCUGGCGCUCCGUUGGCACAAGAAGUUGGCGAUCGUAUCGCUGAGGUCACUCAAAUUCAAACCAUCAUCGGAUCUACCGAAGGCACUUUCUGGGAUAGUUACAUCACCGAAGAUCGUGCCGACUGGGGCUGGUUCGAGUGGUGCGAGCAUACCGGUGCUAUCAUGGAGCCUUCUGGCGAUCUAUACGAGAUGGUCAUCAAGCGUGUGCCUGGCAAUCCUCUUCAAGGUGCUUUCUGGAGUUUCCCCGAGCUCGAUGAGUACCGCACCAAGGAUCUGUACGAGGAGCAUCCAACCAAGAAGGGACUCUGGAAGUACAAGGGUCGUAACGACGACGUGAUUGUUCUCAGUAACGGCGAGAAGUUCAACCCUGUCAUGUUCGAANNAAAAGAUAUUGAAGGCCAUCCUGCCGUCAAAGGUGCUCUGGUAGUUGGACAAGGUCGCUUCCAAGCCGGUCUAAUUCUGGAAGCGAACACCAAGACGGACCCCGAGCAGUUCCUCGAGCAAAUCUGGCCUGCGAUUGAGAGGGCCAACGAGAAGAUGGCUGCUCACGGUAGAGUUUGGAAAUCAAAGAUUGCCAUUGCAAACCCACAAAAGCCGUUUCAGAGAGCUCCCAAAGGCAGCAUCAUGCGACGCAAGACCAAUGAGCUCUACAAGUCAGAAAUCGAGGCUUUGUACUCUAACGAAGGCGUGGCUGAAUCGCUUGGACAGAUCGACGCCAAUGCUGAUGAGGCUACUAUCCGUGACUUUGUCAAGCAAGCUAUUCGCCUUGCUUUGCCUAAGAUCCCCGAGCAGUUCGAUGAUGAAGGCUACGAAGCUGAUCUCUUCUCAUUCGGUAUCGACUCACUACAAGUUCUUGCUUUGGCAAACACCAUCGGUCAUGCUCUGCCCAAGAAUAAAGGCUCGCGUGAUGCCGCUUUCAAGCCUCGCAUGGUCUAUAGCAACCCUACUAUUGACGCUCUGACCAAGGCUAUUAGCAACAUUCUCCAUGGACAGGACGCUAAUGGCACUCCAACCAAGUCGCGCGAGCAAAACAUGGACGAGGUCAUCAAGAAGUACACCCAGAACCUACCUUCACCCGUCGAGUAUAACCCUCGUCCGCAGAACCAUGUAGUCGUUCUCACCGGCAGCACUGGUUCACUCGGCAACUAUCUGCUCGAAGGCCUGAUCACAAACCCUGCCGUGGCAAAGGUGUACUGUCUCAACCGCUCCGAUGCUCAAUCGCGGCAAAAGCGCAGUUUCGAGGAACGCGGUGCCGACCCAGACUUUUCAAAGGUUGUCUUCCUGCAAGCCUCGUUCGGAAAGGAACGUUUUGGUCUCGCAGAAGACGUAUACGCCGAGCUGCAACGCGAUGUCGACGUCUUCAUCCACAACGCCUGGGCUGUGGAUUUCAACAUGGGUCUCGAGUCGUUUGAGGAAACACAUAUCAUGGGUACUCGUCGUGUGAUUGACUUUAGUGCUUCGGCGCAGUAUCACCCUCACAUCGUGUUCAUCUCGUCCAUCGCCAGCACUGGCAACUGGCUCGGCAGCGGACACUCGGGUUUUGUCCCUGAGGUGUUUAUGCAAGACAACAAUCUGCCUUUUGCUCAAGGCUAUGGCGAAAGCAAACACGUGGCAUCCUCUAUGCUGGCCAUCGCAGCCCAACAAUCCAACAUCCCCUCCACCAUUGUUCGCGUGGGUCAAUUGGCCGGCCCCGCAGCAGAAAAGGGUCUCUGGAACCGUCAGGAGUGGCUGCCAUCCAUUGUCGCCUCGUCAAAGGCAAUCGGCAAGAUUCCUCGCACACUCGGCAAUGAAGACAUCGUCGACUGGGUCCCCACAGACUCUGCAGCNAAAAUCCUCAUCGAUCUCACCGCAACACGUCUACGUACCCAACAAGCAGAGAAACUGGAUACUUUCCACCUAGUCAACCCUUCAACCGUACAGUGGAAGCAACUAGUUCCUGCAGUCGUGGACUUUUACGCCUCUGAAGGCUCUCCGAUUGCCAUUGUGGAGUUCGCCGAGUGGCUGAGUGAGAUCAAGGGGCUGGAUGUCACUGAGGAGAAUAUGAGGAAUAUUCCUGGAUUGAAGUUGUUGGACUUUUAUGAGGGACUGGCUGCUGAGGAGGGAAGUCUGCCUAGACUGGCAACAGACAGGACUGCGGAGGCUAGUGUUACGUUGAGGGAGUUGGGUGCUGUGGAUCAGGCGUUGAUGGUUAAUUGGUGCAGGCAGUGGCAGUUUUAG